AUGGAUCACUUGAGCGUGUUUGAUUCGCACGGCUACGCUCACAUUAACGAUGUGAAACGACCCAAACUGGAACCCAAGAGCUUCAAGUCUAUGUUUCUCGGCUACGCAGAGAAUGUCAAGGGCUAUCGCGUGUUUGACUUGAAGAAUGCCAAGAUCAACGUGAAUGGCUCUGCGAAGUUGGAUGAGCGUGAGAUGGGCGGUAUUUGCGACACGCAAGAGGUCAAGCCGGAUCGAAUCAUUCAAGUAAUGAAGGAUGGUGAUGAAGUGAAGGUACAGUAUCAAGUGGAUCGACAGCCAGUUCUUGACGAUCCGAUGGAAGUUGUCGAAGAGCCAGUUGCGGAUGUCGAAUUGGAUGAUAUCGAUCACGCGCCAAGCAUCGAUGUACAGCGGCUAAUGCAUUCUGAGAGCCCUGUAAUAAACAGACUUGAGCUUAUGGAGUAUCAUCAACCGACCCAAGUGCAACACGAAGAUCGUUUGGUGUUUCGGCCUGAAGUGGAGCGAACAAUAGCAAGACGGGAGCUGGUGCUAAAGAUAAGGAACGGCUCAGUUGACGAAGAGUCGGAACGUGGACAUGGAAGCCACGAGAAAAGAUUCAACGCACAAUUGGAUCACGAUGGGUUUUUCCCAAGAAGCAUGAUCAAAAUGGCGAUGUCGUGCGAUACAAACACAACUGGCCGCAAAAGGAUUCAAGCAAAAGCAUGGCGCCGACUUUUUCGAGACUUAUUUUCCGCUGGACGUCGAUACGGCUUUUUUCAACAGCGUGUUGACGGACAACGUUUUUAUGGAAGUUCCGCUAGGUGUCAACAAUAUCAAGGAUUAUGUCAACUAAAGAAGGCUAUCUACGGACUGAAACAUGCAGCAAGUGCUUGGAAAAAGAUGAUUCAUCGUGUCUUCGUGGGGAAUGGCUUCAAGAGUUGCGGGGCAGAUCAAUGUGUUUAUGUCAAGAGCACGAAUAAAGGGUUUGUCCACGUUGAACUAUAUCUGGAUGACAUGAUUAUCGCAGCAAGAACCAGCGAAGAAAUAAAUCAAGUCAAGGACGUACUCAAAAAUGCUUACAAGAUGAAGGAGUUGGGUAAGGCAGAAUUUAUUUUGGGAUGGAAAUCGAUCACGACAGGUCAGCUGGAACUUUGA
Plasmopara halstedii is the source of this 1131-nucleotide messenger RNA. Its product is annotated as FOG: Transposon-encoded proteins with TYA, reverse transcriptase, integrase domains in various combinations. Bases 1 to 1131 code for a protein of 376 amino acids. NCBI's taxonomy places the organism in Eukaryota, Oomycota, Peronosporomycetes, Peronosporales, Peronosporaceae. The record is from RefSeq and is a predicted model, not a curated record. The transcript has 2 exons.